Molecule: messenger RNA, 291 nt
Organism: Aspergillus affinis
Lineage: Eukaryota; Fungi; Ascomycota; Eurotiomycetes; Eurotiales; Aspergillaceae
Product: acylphosphatase
Exons: 2
Coding region: 1-291 (96 amino acids)
Molecular function (GO): acylphosphatase activity
Source: RefSeq, a predicted model, not a curated record
AUGUAUCCGGCCGAUGGACAAAAACUCACCGAUAUAAACAGUGACUUCACCCAAAAGCGAGCCACCCAGUUCGAUCUGAAGGGUUGGGUCAAGAACACCAUUUGCGGAAGGGUCGAAGGAGAAGCCCAAGGCCCCGACGAGGCGAUCCAAAAUCUGCUCAAGGAAAUCAACAACGGGCCGCGUCUAGCGCACGUAGUCAAGGUGGAGAAGAAGGGGAUUGAGCUACAAGAAGGGGAGAGUCAGUUCGGGGUCAAACGGACUUCGGAGUCGGCAUUUGAUGCUACGACUUGA